Molecule: messenger RNA, 1086 nt
Organism: Dujonia railenensis
Lineage: Eukaryota; Fungi; Ascomycota; Pichiomycetes; Serinales; Debaryomycetaceae
Source: the annotation of a GenBank genome assembly
AUGUUGAGAUCUGUUAUUGCCCAGAAGACUUCUUUGCGCUCUUUAGCCACUUUUGCAUCCCCAGAAUCUGUUCUUCCAAAGAAAUACGGUGGAAAGUACACUGUUACCUUAAUUCCAGGUGAUGGUAUUGGUAAGGAAAUUACUGAUUCAGUAAAGACCAUUUUCGAAAACCAACGUGUACCAAUUGAAUGGGACGUUGUUGAAGUCUCCGGUUUAGAUGACCACUCCAACGGUGUUACCGCAGCCGUUGACUCCUUAAAGAGAAACAAGGUUGGUUUAAAGGGAAUCAUCUAUACCCCAACUGGGGCUACCGGUAAGUCUUUAAAUGUUGCCUUAAGAAAGGAAUUGGACAUUUACGCUUCCCUUGUCUUAAUUAAGAAUAUUCCAGGUGUUAAGUCUAGAUUAUCAGGAAUUGACUUUGCUCUUGUCAGAGAAAACACCGAAGGUGAAUACUCUGGUUUAGAACACCAAUCUUACCCAGGUGUUGUUGAAUCAUUGAAGAUCAUGACCAGAUUUAAGUCUGAAAGAAUUGCUAAGUUUGCAUUUGAUUUCGCUUUAAAGAACAACAGACAAGUUGUUACCGCUAUCCACAAGGCUAACAUUAUGAAGUUAGGUGAUGGUUUAUUCAGACAAACUGUUAAGGAUAUCGCCCAAGACUACCCAGGUAUCAAGGUUAACGAUUUGAUUGUCGAUAACGCUUCUAUGCAAGCCGUUGCCCAUCCUGAACAGUUCGAUGUUCUUGUUACUCCAAACUUGUACGGUUCCAUCUUAUCUAACAUUGGUGCUGCCUUAAUCGGUGGUCCAGGUUUAGUUCCAGGUGCUAACUUCGGUAGAGAAUACGCUGUUUUCGAACCAGGUUGUAGACACGUUGGUUUAGAUAUCAAGGGUCAAAACACUGCUAACCCAACUGCUAUGAUUUUAUCUGCUACCAUGAUGUUGAGACACUUAGGAUUAAACGAAGAAGCUGACAAGAUUUCAAAGGCUACUUACGAUGUAAUUGCUGACGGUUCUGUUAGAACCAGGGAUAUUGGUGGAUCAUCUUCAACCACUGAAUUCACUGAUGCCAUCUUAGCUAAGUUAAACUAG